Clunio marinus is the source of this 1758-nucleotide messenger RNA. The record is from the annotation of a GenBank genome assembly. Lineage: Eukaryota; Metazoa; Arthropoda; Insecta; Diptera; Chironomidae.
AUGUUAAAAUUUUCUUCCAAAAUAUUUUUUCUCCUCUAUGUUGUGGAUAUCACAUCGAGUUUCAACAUAAAUUUAGAAAUAAAACGAGAACUGCCAUCAUCUGUUUCAUUAUCAGAAAUUAUUGAAGAAUUCUAUAUAAGAAAUGCUUUAGAUUUAGACAUAAUAACGUGUUCAAAUGACGGUGAAGGUACAAACUCUAUUGUUGAAUUCAUAUUGAGAAAUAUUCAUGGAUCAAUCAGUUAUCGAAUUGAAGAUUGCAAGAAUCUCAAAGAUUCGACUAAAAGAAGAUUUGUGUUGAUUAUCAUGGAUCAUCUUAACACCGACCUUAUGAUCGAAGAAUUGACACCGAAUCGGUUUGAUUACAGUGGAUUUUAUUUGAUUUAUUACAUCGAUAACCAAAGUGACAAUGACAUUCUUCAUUAUUUGUUCAAAAAGUUGUCUGAUUUAUUCAUUUACAAUGUGAACGUCAUUUGUAACGAUUCAAGCGGCAUUCAACUCAGAACAUUUUUCUUCUUCAAUGAGGGAAGUUGCAACUCAACUGAUCCAGUUGUCAUUAACAAAUUCGAGAACAACCGAUGGAUAUCGAAAGAUUUUUUUCCACGGAAAAUGAGAAAUCUGUUUGGGUGCCCAUUGAAAGUUGCCACGUUCAUUUAUGAACCUGCAGUGAUCAUGCAAGGAUCUUACGAUGACAACAAUUACACUCUUGUGGGAAGUGAAGUAGAAAUUCUUAAAGAAAUUGCAAACGUUUUGAAUUUUUCAAUUGAAUACAGUUUUGAUCCAUCGCCAGGUGCAUGGGGAUUCAUUAAACCAAAUGGUGAAGCUGUUGGUGUCAUUCCUCCUGGUGCACCAUUCAGUGCAUUUGAGAAGUUGAUUCGGCCUUUUGAUAAAUCAGUUUGGAUAUGUUUGAUGAUAAUUCUCUCACUUGGUUUCUUCAUUGUCAUUGCUGUAGCGCUGAAAUCUCGAUCCUUAAUGAGAAGAAUUAUCAUAGGAAAGGAAGUAAAGAUGCCGGCAAUGAACAUAAUUGUGGCACUUGUUGGAGGAUCACAACAUAUUUUACCGAAGAGAUCAACACCGAGAAUGCUUUUGAUGUCAUUUUUGCUUUUUUGUUUAGUCAUUCGAACUCUUUACACAACUGCACUUUUUAAAUUUCUUCAAUCAGACAGUCGUAAAUCUCCAGUAUCUUCAAUCGAUGAACUGAUUGCGAAAAAUUUCACUGUUUACCACUAUGCAUCAAUGGAAGAGACUUUGAGACAUUUGAAUAUUAAAAAAUUACUUCAGCUUGUGAAUGUCACCGAAUUUUCUUCUUAUCAAGAGAGAACUUUUGAUCCGGAAUUUAAAGGAGCUGUUGUAUCUUUGAUGGAUCAAAUACUUUAUUUAAAUAAGAAAAACUAUAAAAAAAAUUACUUUCGAGUGUUGAACGAGGUCGUUUAUACAUCAUUAUCAUCUUGGGUUUUCCCAAAGAAUUCUUUUCUCGUAGAAAUGUUUGAUGAAAACAUACAAAAGUUUAGAGAAAAUGGAUUAUUAUACUACAUGACUAAUGAUUUCAUAGAUCUUCGCUAUCUUAACAUUAAGGAACCGAAACAAGGGCCUAGAAAAUUGAAUCUUGAACGACUUCUUGGUGGGUUUCAAUUAUGGUUUCUGGGAAUUUCGAUUGCGUUUUUGAUCUUUCUACUUGAAGCGUUGUGUGGAUAUUCAAAAACAUUUUUAAAGGAACGCAAAAAUCAAUUAUAUGUUUCUCAUUUGGCAAAAGAACGAUAA